This is a messenger RNA of Aspergillus lentulus, 264 nucleotides long. RefSeq lists its product as uncharacterized. NCBI's taxonomy places the organism in Eukaryota, Fungi, Ascomycota, Eurotiomycetes, Eurotiales, Aspergillaceae. The record is from RefSeq and is a predicted model, not a curated record. Gene Ontology annotation, cellular component: cytoplasm.
AUGUCUCUCCCUCUACGAACAAUGUGCCGAGAUGGUCCCGCGGUCUUUGCCAUCGGUCUUGGUUUCGGGAGCAUUGCCGGAUUCUACGGACCACCUGGUGCCCUUGACGAGAGAGUUGCCGUCUUGAAGCACGCACAUGCCACCGGAUUGCGCUUUUGGGAUAUGGCCGACAUCUACGGUGACAGCGAGUACGUUGUGAGGGAAUGGAUCAAACGACCCGGCAAGCGCAAUGACGUCUUCCUGGCCACGAAGUUCGGGCUCUAG